This is a messenger RNA of Gracilinanus agilis (Agile Gracile Mouse Opossum), 243 nucleotides long. RefSeq names its product S100 calcium binding protein G (gene S100G). The record is from RefSeq and is a predicted model, not a curated record. Gene Ontology annotation, molecular function: transition metal ion binding; calcium ion binding. The coding region runs from base 1 to 243 and encodes 80 amino acids. Gene Ontology annotation, cellular component: cytoplasm. The transcript is spliced from 2 exons. NCBI's taxonomy places the organism in Eukaryota, Metazoa, Chordata, Mammalia, Didelphimorphia, Didelphidae.
AUGAGUGGAUUGAAAAAGUCCCCUGAAGAACUCAAAACAAUUUUUCAAAAAUAUGCAGCCAAGGAGGGUGAUCCUGACCAGCUAUGUAAGGAUGAACUGAAAAUGCUAAUUCAAGCAGAAUUCCCACAUUUAUUGAAGGGGCCAAGCAGUAUCGAUGACCUUUUUAAAGAAAUGGACAAAAAUGGCGAUGGAGAAGUCAGUUUUGAGGAAUUCAUGAAUCUGAUAAAAAAGAUAUCUCUGUGA